This is a messenger RNA of Anopheles merus, 2524 nucleotides long. Its product is annotated as segmentation protein Runt-like. NCBI's taxonomy places the organism in Eukaryota, Metazoa, Arthropoda, Insecta, Diptera, Culicidae. Gene Ontology annotation, biological process: regulation of DNA-templated transcription. The record is from RefSeq and is a predicted model, not a curated record. Gene Ontology annotation, cellular component: nucleus. The transcript is spliced from 3 exons. Gene Ontology annotation, molecular function: ATP binding; RNA polymerase II cis-regulatory region sequence-specific DNA binding; DNA-binding transcription factor activity, RNA polymerase II-specific. The coding region runs from base 540 to 2336 and encodes 598 amino acids.
UUCCUAACAGUUUUUCCUGUUUGUUUUUUUUUUUCAAUUUAUUUCAGUCAUUCAAACUACAAUCCGUUUUCAACAUAAGCUAAUCGCACUCUCACAACAUUACUUUAACCAAUUUUUACCGAUAUCAAGAAGCCAGAGACUUUGCCACAUUUCGUCUCAGUGUGUAUUUAUUUACCAGGUGAAGUGCACAUGUGUGGUGUUUUUCCAGCUUCCUGAAAAAAUAUUGUGAUUUGUUUACUUCUGUGCUUUUUCCUUGACAUAACAUGUGAGGUUGCAGCGGUUAUUGCUCUUCAAGCCAUUCAGAAUAGUUUCCUGGAAAAUACUUAAAUACGAGUACAAAGUUCAACCUUUCAUCAUUAUUUACGUGUGUUUAACAAUCAACUGUAACUGAUCAUAAACAACUAUCAAACUAAUUAUUGAAUGCCUCGGUAGAAAGAGGUGUUUUCUCGAGUAAACACAAAAUUAAAAUCAACAGUAACGGUAAAAGCAGCAAUAUCAUUGUACAAUCACGUUCUCCAGUAUAACAUCAGCAUCGUCCAAUGCAUCUACCGGCGGCUACUAGCAGCGACUGCCAAAGCCCAUCGAUGCCAACCACAAUCAAUGACAUGUUUGCUAAUCUGCAUGAGAUGCUUCAGGAGUAUCACGGCGAGCUUGUGCAAACGGGAUCACCCGCAGUUCUCUGCUCAGCGUUGCCAACGCACUGGCGUUCCAACAAGAGCUUACCAUGUGCGUUUAAAGUGAUAGCACUAGAUGAUAUCCAAGAUGGCACGCUCGUGACUAUAAAAGCCGGCAAUGAUGAGAACUUCCACGCUGAGCUCCGUAACGCGACUGCGGUUAUGAAGAAUCAGGUGGCAAAAUUCAACGAUCUUCGAUUCGUCGGGCGAUCUGGGCGCGGAAAGUCGUUCUCGAUCACCAUCACAAUUAGCUCGUACCCGUGCCAGAUUGCUACCUAUACAAAAGCGAUUAAGGUGACGGUAGAUGGACCACGCGAGCCUCGAUCCAAGCAAAAUUUCGCCUACGGUCACCCAGGGCCAUUCAAUCCUUUCAUUCUGAAUGCGGGCUGGCUUGAUGCGGCUUACAUGAACUACGCAUGGUCCGACUACUUUCGUCAACACCAACAGCAGCAAGUGAUGCAGGUGCCACCAUCAUCAGCGGGUCCUCUACCGGCAUCUGUUGGAUGCCACGACAAAGUUAGCAGCGGUACUAUAAGUAACGGACAUAUAAUAAGCAGUACCACUAAUGCUGCCAGCAUCGUCGAACCGGCGAAAGAUAUUGUGCUAGUUCGCACAUCAUCCAGCCAAUCAGUGCCUGCCCCGACCAUGGCGCCGGGUAUCAUUCCACCAUCGAAAGGUCUGCCUAGUCCAGCAUUACUAGCGAGUCCCACCUCCACGUACCCACCAAGAGCCAUUUCUUCUCUUGAAAUCCACUCGGAUCCGCAGCUGGUUAAGCCACCCUUUUUGCCUUAUGACAUAGCCGCUUUUCGAUCCACAGCAGCGGCUGCAGCAGCAGCAGCCGCUGCAGCGGCCACAAACGGAAUACUUCGCCCUGCAGAGCUAUCCACCACUAUCGCACUCCACCAGUCGACGAAUAUCGAUUCAGUUUCGUCGCGCCUUUCUCCAGCCUCUUCGCGCAAUUCUAACAACAGUCCACCUCCUGCGCUGUCUACAGCGGCUGCGGCAGUUGCUGUAGCUGCAGCAGCAGCUGUCUCACUCCCACAGGCCCUGCUCCACUCGGCUCCAAAGGGAAUCAUUGAUUCUACACAAAACCAGUACCAUGUUCACCAUCACAAUCACCAGUCCAAAUUGGUGGACCUAAGACCUAGUUCAACCCUUGGUCAGCCACCCCAUUUACCAGAUGGAUCUGUACUUGGAGUUAGCAGCAGUAGCAUUGGGAACGAUACUAGUAACGGUGAUCUUUCGUCCGCCAAUGAAGAUGAAUCGGACGACGAACAGAUCGAUGUGGUUAAAUCUGCGUUCAUACCGAUACUACGGCCACCAGCGGCACUGUCUUCUGAAACAACCGUCUCCGGAAGUUCUAAUACUCGUGAAAAUUCUCCCGACAUAAGUUACCUAGACGCAACCGUAGUGCAAAAGCCAGAGACACCGGACUCGACUACAGCUCUGACCACUGAGGCAAACUCUCCAGCUCGCUAUGGGCUUAGAUGUGAUUUCAAGGCACAAUCCACAAAAAAACAAAUCCUUCACGAGUCCGGAACUGGGAUUGUUUGCAUUAAACAGUCACUUCCUACUCCGCAGCUAGAAUCUCCGGAACGUACCAAGUUGCGAUCUCCUAAUCUGAUCAAGCAGACGCAAAAGACGGUGUGGCGACCUUACUGAAGCCAAUGGGAAGGCGCUGUAGCGCUAAUGAUGUACCGAAGAUAUCGACUUACAUCUGCUAAACAUUUGAUCUCGGGGAACGAACUGUGCAGAUGUUUAUUGUAAUGCACAUACAUCCCCCACUAAUAACGGACCUUGUAAAAUUUAAAUGGUGAUAUUAACGUAAAAUAAAAGAGGAAUGGUGUUGC